Acinonyx jubatus (cheetah) is the source of this 537-nucleotide messenger RNA. It is a transcript of the gene SERF1B, whose product is annotated as small EDRK-rich factor 1B. NCBI's taxonomy places the organism in Eukaryota, Metazoa, Chordata, Mammalia, Carnivora, Felidae. The transcript has 3 exons. The record is from RefSeq and is a predicted model, not a curated record. Bases 158 to 346 code for a protein of 62 amino acids.
UCGGUGGGCGGGGCGAUGGAAGGAACAGAGGCGUAGCCCGGCUGAGGGCCGGCGCGGGCUCAGCCUUCAAGAGCCGCGGGAGGGGACGACCGCUGAGCGCGUUAGGAGGCCGUUGCUUCUCCGAGUGGCUCUCUUUUGGGUUCGGUCGGGUGUCGGCAUGGCCCGCGGAAAUCAGCGAGAACUUGCCCGCCAGAAAAACAUGAAGAAAUCCCAGGAAAUUAGCAAGGGAAAAAGAAAAGAGGAUAGCUUGACUACCUCUCAGAGAAAGCAGAGGGACUCUGAGAUAAUGCAGCAAAAGCAGAAGGCAGCUAAUGAGAAGAAGUCUAUGCAGACUAGAGAAAAAUGAUGACUAUUUGGAAAACCUGGGUGCUACUGCCAACAAGGUGUAUCAUAAGCUCUGAUUAAAAUUUUGUGGAGUAAGCAGUCCUAUGUUACAACAUGUCCUUACAAAACUAUUUAAACUUUACCUCUCAGCCUGACUUAGUGUGAUGUUUCAGAACCAUUCUUCAAAGAAUAAAACAAAAACUAUGCAUGAGA